Arabidopsis thaliana (thale cress) is the source of this 1768-nucleotide messenger RNA. Its product is annotated as DNAse I-like superfamily protein. The record is from RefSeq and is marked reviewed. Gene Ontology annotation, molecular function: catalytic activity. The transcript has 4 exons. The coding region runs from base 304 to 1680 and encodes 458 amino acids. NCBI's taxonomy places the organism in Eukaryota, Viridiplantae, Streptophyta, Magnoliopsida, Brassicales, Brassicaceae.
CUUGUUGUUCUUUCUUUCUCUGGUAGCAGGUUUACAUUGUUUGACAUUUUAGAAUAGAGUUAAUUAACGCUCAACAAAAAAUAGAGUUAUUAUCCUCUAUUCACCAAAUUUGGAGCAGUUGGCUCAUUGCUUUCUCUUCAUAAAUACUUUUAAUCAUCUCAUCUCUUCAUUGAUAUGAUAUUAUAGUCUUGUUGUUUGUUUAAUUGUCUCAUGAAAAGUUCAAAUCUUUGUUUUGAAAACUCUCAAAGUGUUAAUCUUUUGUAGCUGUUUCCAUUUUUUGAAGCAGAAUAACAGAGAGAUUACAUGUUGUGUGUGUUUAGAAGGAAGCUUGGUUGCCUUUUUUCAAGACUUAGAUGGGUUAUCAAGAAACGGGUGAGGGCUAGAGUUAUAGUCAGGAGGUUCAGGAAAGCAAGGUGGAGAGCUCGAAGAAAAGAGAGUCCGGAAUCUGAAGUUUCUUCUAUCCAUCUGAGCUCAAACUCUGGAAGACAUAUUCGGGUUGCAACGUUUAACGUGGCUAUGUUCUCACUUGCGCCUGUUGUGCAAACCAUGGAGGAAACAGCUUUUCUUGGUCAUCUAGAUAGCAGCAACAUCACAUGCCCUUCUCCAAAAGGGAUUCUGAAGCAGUCUCCAUUACAUUCUUCUGCAGUCAGGAAACCAAAGGUUUGCAUUAAUCUCCCAGACAAUGAGAUUUCCUUAGCACAGAGCUACAGCUUUCUGAGUAUGGUAGAGAAUGAUAACGACGGGAAGGAAAACAGAGGAAGUCUCUCGAUGAGAUCUCCCGUGUGUCUUCCCUCUUGUUGGUGGGACCAAGAAAGCUUUAACGGAUACAGCAGCAGAAGAAGCAUAGCUGAAUUGUUAAGAGAGUUGGAUGCAGACAUCUUGGCUUUACAAGACGUGAAAGCAGAGGAAGAGACACUUAUGAAACCAUUAUCAGAUUUGGCUUCCGCCUUAGGUAUGAAAUACGUGUUUGCAGAGAGCUGGGCGCCUGAGUAUGGAAACGCCAUACUAUCAAAAUGGCCCAUAAAGAAGUGGAGAGUUCAGAGAAUUGCUGAUGUAGAUGAUUUUAGGAAUGUGUUGAAGGUGACUGUAGAGAUCCCAUGGGCUGGAGAUGUAAAUGUGUAUUGUACUCAACUUGACCAUCUAGAUGAGAACUGGCGUAUGAAGCAGAUCGAUGCAAUUACUCGAGGAGACGAAUCUCCCCACAUCCUCCUUGGAGGCUUGAAUUCUCUUGAUGGCUCUGAUUAUUCCAUAGCAAGAUGGAACCACAUCGUAAAGUAUUACGAGGAUUCUGGAAAGCCGACGCCUAGAGUUGAAGUGAUGAGGUUUCUCAAGGGAAAAGGAUACUUGGAUUCAAAAGAAUUUGCAGGAGAAUGUGAGCCUGUAGUCAUUAUUGCCAAAGGACAAAAUGUACAAGGAACAUGCAAGUACGGGACACGGGUCGAUUACAUUCUGGCAUCUCCAGAGUCACCUUACGAAUUUGUUCCUGGCUCGUACUCAGUUGUUUCUUCCAAAGGUACUUCUGAUCAUCAUAUAGUCAAAGUCGAUUUAGUUAUAACCAAAGAGCGAUCUCGAGGUAACUUCAAACAUUCACGCAAGAAAGCAAAGCAGAAGAUCUUUCAGAUAAAAGCUAAUUUGAUGUCGAAAGAUACAUGGAAACUAGGAAAUCUGAUGUCUUCAUAAAGUUUGGACACUGAUUAAGAAACAACACUUGUGUAUAUGAUAACGUUUAUUCCCAUCAUAUUAAGAUGCAAUACAACAUUUAGUCUAC